AUGGAUGUGGCAAAUUACACCUCCAUCUCUGACUUUGUCUUGCUUGGCUUGACCGAUAUAGCAACGCUUCAAGUGUUCUUGUUCAUAUUUUUCUUGAUGUUUUAUAUAAUCAACUUGAUAGGCAACCUCUCCAUCAUGGUCAUCACCAUUAUAGAUAAAAACCUCCAUACCCCUAUGUAUUACUUUUUGUGGAAUUUAUCAUUCCUAGAUAUCUGCUAUUCUUCUGUGGCUGUCCCAAAGAUGUUGAGGGAUUUUCUGGUCUUGAAAAAGACCAUCUCUUUUGCUGGCUGCAUUUUGCAGAUGCAUUUCUUCCAUUUUUUAGGAAGCACAGAAGUUAUGCUCCUAACAGCAAUGUCAUAUGAUCGAUAUGUCGCCAUUGGUAAUCCUUUGCGUUAUGCUGCAAUCAUGAAUACUAGAGCAUGUCAGAGUUUGGCAUUUGGCUCGUGGAUUACUGGAUAUUUCCAUUCCCUGUUACAUACACUGAUGGCAGCAAGGCUUCCAUUUUGUGGACCAAAUUUGGUGAAACAUUUUUUCUGUGAUAUUAAACCAGUGCUUAAGUUGGCCUGUACCGAUACUUCUCUCAAUCUGAAACUUCUCACAAGGGUCACAGGAACGUUGGCCACAACAACUUUACUACUAACUCUUCUCUCAUAUGUUUUCAUCAGCAAAUUCCUGCUAAAGAUACGGACAGCCGAAAGUCGAAAGCGUGCAUUGUCCACCUGUAGUGCUCAUCUUACUGUUGUCUUUUUGCUGUAUGGAACAGCUAUUUUUACAUAUUUACGCCCUUCAACCCAAGACUCCUUAGAUCAAGACCGAGCAGCUGCUGUUCUGUUCACCGUUAUAACUCCAGCCUUAAAUCCAAUAAUAUAUACACUAAGGAACAAAGAUAUGAAGAAAGCCAUGAAGAAACUUGUUAAAACUUUAAUUUUUUGA
Messenger RNA from Bufo gargarizans (Asiatic toad), 933 nucleotides. Its product is annotated as olfactory receptor 12D2-like. The record is from RefSeq and is a predicted model, not a curated record. The transcript has a single exon. Bases 1 to 933 code for a protein of 310 amino acids. Gene Ontology annotation, cellular component: membrane. Lineage: Eukaryota; Metazoa; Chordata; Amphibia; Anura; Bufonidae. Gene Ontology annotation, biological process: G protein-coupled receptor signaling pathway. Gene Ontology annotation, molecular function: olfactory receptor activity; G protein-coupled receptor activity.